Messenger RNA from Gastrolobium bilobum, 578 nucleotides. RefSeq lists its product as uncharacterized. The record is from RefSeq and is a predicted model, not a curated record. The transcript is spliced from 2 exons. Lineage: Eukaryota; Viridiplantae; Streptophyta; Magnoliopsida; Fabales; Fabaceae. Bases 60 to 578 code for a protein of 172 amino acids.
AGGCUGAAUUGCCUUUUGCAUUCCUGGUGCAGAAGAUUCUGCAUAGAUUUGGAGUGCCUAUGGCAACAGAAACCUUGAAGACCUCCAGAGGCUGGAAUGCUAUAUUUGGUGAGAGGCUCCUGAAGCAGUGUGGGAUCCUGCCGAACAGAGCGGGUAUCUGGACGUGGAAGAAGGCACCAGAACCACCUGAGAUCCCAGUCCACCACGAUGCUGAGAUGGAGGAUGCACCUGCAGGCCUUGAUGAUGAUGACGAUGAUGAUGGCGUUGCUGAGGUUGAUGUCAGACAGACACGUCCCACCCGCAGUCGGCGACCACCAGCUCCUCCUGAGGGUGGAUGGACACUUGAUCAUGUCAUGGCAUCCAUAUAUGAUCUGACUACUGACUUUAGAGGAUAUAGACAGAGCACGAGCAAGUGGCGGAACCAGAUGGACACAAAGGUUGCACAGUUGGACACAAGGGUUACACGCUUGGAGGGUUUAGUUGGCGAGGGUGCCCAUACUCAGGAGGAGGAGGAUGAUGACAAUGGGGACGACACACAAUCGGAUGAUGAGAAUGGGGAUGACACGCAAUCGGAUUAG